CGGAAUCACCCUCGGUGGACUUCGUGCAUGGGGGGCUCUUCCAUCCCAAACUCGCUGAUGCCAAGCGCCAGCGACUGAGGACCGCCGCUCUCCAACCACCACCCUCCGACCAUCGCCCUCCCAACGCCGUACGCCGUGGAUGCUUCCGACUGCCUGCGAUUGCAUCUGUGAACUGACUGCCCCCGCCCCCGCAACAGCCUUUGCCCCGGUGCUGCUUCCCCUCUCUGCCCGAGCACGGGACGACAAUGACAGGAUACGACAAAAUCGUCGAGGCCGAUGCCGAGGAGGAGUGCAGGGCUUGGAUACGCAGGCUUAUCGACGCAAAAGACGAAGUUGUGGCCUUUGUAGAUGCUCGCCUGAAUGGCGGUGGAGCCGGGACGUACAAGGGUUUUUUCAAGGGAUCUUUUAACCUUAGCUAUCACAUCGACUUCGGCGAUCGACGACCAAGCGUUCUCAUCCGCUUUGCAAUGCCGGGCGAGUCGGCAACGCCAUGGAGAGCCGAAAAGGUCGCGAACGAAGUGCGAUUCAUAGAGUAUCUCCGCGAGAACACCUCCAUUCCCUACCUCACAUACACUGCUGGGGAUCAGUGGAGGAGAGCCCGCGGCAGUUGGGGCCAUUUAUCAUCAUGGACUUCGUCCGGGGGACUCAUCUACGAGGCAACGCUCGACAAGGUCUACGAGCAAAUCGCUGAUUACAUGCUUCAAAUAUCUUGUCUCGCAUUCUCCCGUAUCGGAGCCAUCUCCAAGGAUGACGGCGAAUCGGGGACAUGGACUGUUACCGGGAGGCCCCUGACAUUUGACAUGAACAUAUUGGCGACGAGCACAGGCUACCCCGUGGACCAGUUUCACACCGCACCGUUAGAUCUCGCGAGCGACUUCUUCGAGUUAGUGGCGCGCCAGCAUCUCCUGCACCUCGAUACCCAGCGAAACCUUGCCGACGACGAGGCCGACGCUCAGAGGCGGUUCGUCGCCCGUCAGCGGUUCAAGCAGCUCAUCCCAAAGUACUGCACCGACAACGCCGGGCCGUUCAGGAUCUUCUGCGACGACAUGCAGCCCUCGAACAUGCUCAUUGACCCAGAUACCCUCCGUAUUACUGCCAUGCUCGACUUCGAGUUCACGAACAGUAUGCCGGCCCAGUUCGCGUACGACCCGCCAUGGUGGCUGUUGUUGAGGGGACCGGGCAUAUGGAUUGAAGACGACGGCAUGGACGACUUCUUGGCCAGUUACUCGUCAUUGGCCCGGGGUGGAGGCCCGGCAGCGGAACUGCGUCUUUCCACCCGGAUGCGUGAAUCAUGGAGGACCGGGCGUUUCUGGUUCAACUAUGCCGCAAGGAGGUGCCUAGAUGUCGACAUCAUCUACUGGGAGGCUUUGCAUGAUCAUGGAGAUGGCGAUGGUCUCUCCUUGCUCGACCCGGCGACGCGGGCCGAGGCGAGGCGCUUGGUACGGACAAAGAUGGAGCAGCUGAGCCCAUAUAAGGCCGAAUGUGCCACACCAUCGAAGCAGCAUCCCAAGCGGCCAACACCAAGCUGACCAGCGUCUACAACGAUUUGGACUCUCAUUUGACGGACAUUAAGAUAGCCAAGACUACGGGAAAUACCGGAGCCAUCAUAGGAGCCAUCCUGUGUUUCACUCCUGCGGCAGCGAUAGGGGCUGGUCUAACAGCUGUAGGCGCAGCCACCUCGCUUGGCGCAGAUACUGGGGGGACUUGCCUUUUCGAGCACAACGCCUCUGAAGAAUUCGAAAAGAUCAUG
Phialemonium atrogriseum is the source of this 1750-nucleotide messenger RNA. RefSeq lists its product as uncharacterized. Bases 246 to 1529 code for a protein of 427 amino acids. NCBI's taxonomy places the organism in Eukaryota, Fungi, Ascomycota, Sordariomycetes, Cephalothecales, Cephalothecaceae. The record is from RefSeq and is a predicted model, not a curated record. The transcript has 3 exons.